CUCGUGUCUGUUCAAAAAAAUAUCAGACCACACAUUUAGCUUGAUUGUGGUAUAGAGGCAGCUUUGCGAAACUGAGAGAGCAAGGCCAUGGCUUCCAUCACUACCUCACUUACAGUCCGGACUUCCCCACUCCGUUGUGUGUUAAAUGCAAACACAACUCCGUCCACCAAGCAGGCGUGGAUGGCUCUCCCAGGGCGGAGACAGUUGAUAUCUCUGGUGACGGCAACAACAGUUCUGAAAGCGCUGGAAAUGCCGUCCAAGGCUGAGGACAUUGGGCUCUUCGGGCUGAGAAAGAAGAUUAAGAAAGUAGAGGAGGAGGCUGAAGAAUUAGUCAAGGAAGGAUUCGAUGCGGCAGACAAGGGAAUUGAAGCGGCUGAGAAAGGAUUGGUGACGGCUGAGAAGGGGAUAGAAGCAGCUGAGGAGAAGAUUGAGAGUAGCAUGAGUUUUGGUGGGUUAGCGCAAGCUGGAGCGGUGGUUGGAGCUGAAUUAGUUGGAGUUUUGGUGGCUGGAGCUGUUGUUAAUGGCAUUUUAGGACCUGAAGCUCAAAAAUCCUGAAACCUGCUUUUCAUGUAAUUUUUCCUAAAUGUUAUUUGCAAAUUAAAUUUGAUCUGUGUUUAGCUAAAUUCAAAGAAUGGCAUUCUAAUAAAGUUAUAUGUAGAUAAUUGUUUUAAUA
This is a messenger RNA of Lycium barbarum (goji berry), 673 nucleotides long. RefSeq lists its product as uncharacterized. Gene Ontology annotation, cellular component: chloroplast thylakoid. NCBI's taxonomy places the organism in Eukaryota, Viridiplantae, Streptophyta, Magnoliopsida, Solanales, Solanaceae. The transcript has a single exon. The coding region runs from base 88 to 555 and encodes 155 amino acids. The record is from RefSeq and is a predicted model, not a curated record.